This is a messenger RNA of Protopolystoma xenopodis, 378 nucleotides long. Lineage: Eukaryota; Metazoa; Platyhelminthes; Monogenea; Polystomatidea; Polystomatidae. The record is from the annotation of a GenBank genome assembly.
CAUGCACAUGAAGACCUGGCCUACAGAAAACCGUUAUUCUCCUCCACAAGACCGGUGAAUCAUGUGCUGCCCAACACGAUGAGCAAGUGUUUCCAGGUUCUUGGCUCGGACAGCUCUAACUGGCUGGCAGUGGACCUCAUGGAUCGUUUUCAGAUAGACAGCAUCGUCCUGCAUGGUCACACGAAUUUUUGGCUCGAAUCCGCCAAUCACUCUCUACUCACGCUUCUACAAAUGGCCUGUUCUGGGGCCAAUGAACCAUGCUCUGUGGGAUACUUGAUCAAGUCCGAAAGUGGCAUUUUGAUGAUUCAGAAUGCUCGCCAGAGAAACCCAUUCAAUGGCCUCUUUCACGGAUUCUGGAAUCUGGAACAGGUUGCAUGA